GUACAGUGCUUCCAUUAUCUACAGUGACCUUCCCACGAGCUUCCUAUUUUGUCCAUGGAUGAACAGGGGAGGGUCAUAAAUCCUCCUCUAUAAAUAUGAUGAUAUUUGAUAGAGGAGGGGAUCCAAUUUUUCUCUCACUAAAGUUCACUCUUGAGAUAGACUCCCUCAAAUGUCAUGAAGUUGACGAGGCGGAACAGGAGGCAGCCCGCAGAGGGAAGGGUAAGGCUAUAGCCAAACCCAGCAAGACCCAAGAUUCGGCGUUCAAACGCCUAGGGGACAAAGAGGAUGGACCCCGUAAGUCUGCCAAGCUACGUCUUGGUCCUGAGAUGGGCCGGACUAGCACAAUGGAAAGACUUGGCGGGAGUCAUCCUGCCCAAUCUCGUCAUUUUAGGGAAUCUAAGACGAUUCACCUAGAUGAGGAGGAAGCUGAAAGCCAGCCCAAAGCAUCGGCAUAUACCAGGCUCUCAUACGAUGAGGAUGACCUGGACAAGAUAGGGAGCAUAGCGAGAAAGCUACGUGCCCUGGAGGAAAAGGUAGAAGAGAAGGCGGGAGCGAAGAAGCACACCCUGUCCAAAUCACCUUUUUCAGCCAGGGUACAUGCACAAAACGUGAGGCGGAAGGUCAAGCUGGACGUGGAGAAAUUCACUGGAAAGGAGGAUCCAAAUGUCCACCUUGACACCUUCCAUAAUGCAGCGCAAAUGGCCGGGUGUACUGAUGCUGAAGAAUGCCUACUCUUCUUCUCAUCCUUGAGAGGGAGGCCAGUGGAAUGGUUUAACAACCUUCCACAUGGUAAGAUCGGGUCCUUUGAAAAACUUGCUGAGAUUUUUUGCAAGAAGUACAAGGACAACUGCAUCAAAAGGAAGAAGUUCACCUACCUUAACACGGUAGGGCAGAGGGAGAAGGAGUCCUUGACUCAGUUCUUAACUCGCUAGAGGGACGAGGUCGACAAAGUAGAAGAGAUAGACGACAGGACAGCCAUGUCUUUGCUGAUGAAUGCCUUUCGGUCGGGUGACCUCUACACUGAAUUUUGUAGAAGGCCACCCUCCUCUUAUCAAGAAGCUUACAAUACAGCAUGGGAGUACGC
This is a messenger RNA of Cuscuta campestris, 1084 nucleotides long. The record is from the annotation of a GenBank genome assembly. Lineage: Eukaryota; Viridiplantae; Streptophyta; Magnoliopsida; Solanales; Convolvulaceae.